GCUUAUUUAUCGGAAUGACUUCCAAGGAAACCCCGAAGAAAACGUAUCGAACUUCGAAAUCUUCAAUAGAUUCGACUUCUUGUCGACUUUGCAGAGCUGUUGGCGACAUAAGUCACCGCAAGAAUAUAUUCAAGCCUUCAAAUAGAGCUUUACUCAAGAUUGCGGAACAAAUUUGCGGGCAUGCUAUUGUUUUCGAGGCGAAUUUGCCCCAUCUGAUAUGUAGACCAUGCGAGCGCAGGCUUAAUAACACAAUGGAAUUUCAAAAAGUUAUUCUGGAGACCGAACGAUUCUUUCACCAAGAUGACUCAAGUGAAACUCGGUUCAAACGCUGUGUCAAUGUCUCACCAUCUAUUUCCCAACCGCCAAAAUCUCGCCGAGCUACAUCUACUACGCCUUCAGGAAGAGUUUCAUUGUCGUUUGAUUCUUGUCAAGAUUCCACGCAGAAUAUAGAAAAUGUAAAUCCUUUACAAGUUGAUCAAAAUUUGAAACAACAACUCAACUCAAUGUUAAGAGAAGCCAACAAAGAAUUGUUUGAUAUCACCAGAAGAGAUGAGCCAUCUGUGUUGAGAGAUAGAAGCUUCGAAGGGUUGUCCAAGGAGACUUGGAUGGUUGAAAUUGUAAAUGAACUCUCAACUAGAUGUCCCACUGUUGCUGAAAUCCUAUCAAGCUUGCUAAAUUGCUCCAUGUUGAACCUAGGAAAAAAGCUAUCCCCUAUUUGCUUGGUUUAUGGUAUUAUCAUGUUUAUGAGAUGUCAUGAACUGAGCAGAGUACAAAGGAUUAAUACUGUUCUCCUGACUGAAGGAAAAGCAUCAAGUAAUUUGUUUGAGCAACUUAACAAGUAUGGUUUCUGUCUAAGCAUUUCUAAAAAGUAUGUAGUCCUCGAUGACAUUGGGAAGCACUUUUUGGAUCAUGCUGUAGAAUUGCUAAAGUCUGGAAGGAAGUUUGUCUUUGUUGUUGACAACAUAGAUUGGGAGGAGAAGGUGCAUGAUAUGCGAGAGGUUCAUCAAAAUAAGAGUGUGCAUGCAGUUGCAACCAGCAUGGUGUUCACCAGAGUUUCAAGCGACCACCUUCCUGAUGACGGCCCUCAGAAAGAUAUAAGGACUUGCGACUUUCGUGAACUUGUUGGAAUAAAGGAGGAAGAAUUGAGGACGAUUCAAAAUCGAUACAGGAUACUAAUAGCAAGAACCCUAAUCACAAAGUUUCAAGAGUUUUCAAGCCUUAAAUCUUGUCUGUCUGAGGAACUUCUCCUUCAUCAUGAGAAUUCUGCAACAGCAUCACGGAAAUCAGAAAUUGUCACAAUGCCAGUAUUAAUGAAGGAUGAAAAAAAAUACAGUGAUUGUGUCGAUGUGUUAGAUCAGUUGGAAGAAUGGACCCAAGAAAUAUACAAGGCAAGUGGUAUGUGCAAAGAUCCGCCUGACCAGCCUUCUGUUUCCCCACCCUUGGUGGAAGUUCCAACUCGGCCAGAUCAACCUAGAUCCCACAUCCCACCAGCAUCAUCAAACUUUGACCCACUUCAAGAAGUAAAGAUUCCUUGUUUUGGUGAUGAAUUGACAAGAGUCAGGUUCGCUGGUGCACGUGAUCUACGUUCCGGUUGUCAUACUGCAAAGCAGCGUCUUGACCAUCUGUAUCCAUAUCGUAUUGUAGGAUGGCAUACGAAGAGGAGUUUUUUAAAGUCAGUCUUUAAACGGCUCUACAAAAAUUCUGGAAGAGAAAAUGGUACGUUGCGAUACUUCCGAGAAGUGCUCAAUCGAAGAAAUGUGACAGUUGAUGUCAAGCAUUAUGAAGACUGUGAACAACUCUUCAUGAGUGUUGGUCACUGUUAUUUGGUAGAAGCUUUGCUCGAGUUCUUCAAAAUGGAAGAUGUCAACACGUCUCCUGAAGAAAAUAAUCAUUUUCUCAUUGAUGAUUUAAAUAAUGAAGAAAAGAAGACCCAAGUACUAGCAGUAUUGGACAAGUUUGUCGCACAGUACAUUUAUCCAACAUUGGAUGAAAACAGCAUGGAAUCCUCAGAUGAUGACAGCACUGAUGGUGUCUUCAACUAUGCUAUCAACAUAUUGAAGUCUUUCAUGAUUCUUCUGGAUUGCAAGAAUGCUGUGGCAUCUGGAAAUGGGGAGCAUUUAGCACUAAUCCAGAAACAGAUGUUGUAUUACUUUUCAUCUAUUUCUGGAUUCAAUGCAUAUGCUAUCAAGAUGCUUAUUGCUAUAGUGCAGAAUGAAGUCCUUCUUUCACCCAGAGAGGCACAUCAGUGCAAGUGGGCAGCAUUGGCUAAUUGGAAUGGAGGAAAUGACAAAAACAUUGAGAUUGACCUACUGCAAGAAAACCGAAAUGCUGAUCUUAAAGGUUUUAUUCGUCUGAUGGGUGCUAAUAAGACAGAAAAGGCAAUUGGAAGAAUGAGCAAGGCAGUUGGUGGAGUUCGCAAGGUUGUUGAUGCGUUUAAUGAACAGGCAGCAAUCAAACGCAAGUCAUCAGCCCAUUCCCAUAGGUCCUCUUCACAAGAUGAGGAUAAAGUUUCCAGUGAUCUACACAAAUUAAAGCCCUUCUCCCCAGUUAUUGGCCGAUCCCACAAUUCAUUUGCGGGGAUUUCUUCUGACCCUUUAGAAGAUUUAAAUGAAAACGUGUUCUCUGAAUGGCUCAAACGACACCAGAAGAAUAUUUCAUUGCAUUUCCCAGCAGUUGAUAAUACACCUGCAGUUGAACCACUAGAGGACAGUGAUGAACAAAGUAACUAGAAACUUAGUGUGCUCCUUAGUAUUAAAUUUUCAACAGAGCACUAAUUGACACUUGAACAGCACAAAACUGCUAUUGCACUAAUGUCACAAUCUGGCAUUGUUGAUCAUUUAAUGACUGCUUACUGCAAAUAGAUCUUACCAUUUUAGGCUUAUUGCAUUUUCCCAAUGGUUGUUUCCAUGUUUGACUGUUUAGAGUGUCAGGCACACUAAAAUCUAAGCCAUGUUGCACCAUAUAUAUAAUAUUUGCAUGUUUUAUUCUCUUGCCAUUGGGGUGUUGGGUUGUUAUUUGCAUAUUGUGAACUGAGUUCAACCGGGGACCAAACAACUGUUUAAUGUUAUUGA
Messenger RNA from Dendronephthya gigantea, 3071 nucleotides. RefSeq lists its product as uncharacterized. NCBI's taxonomy places the organism in Eukaryota, Metazoa, Cnidaria, Anthozoa, Malacalcyonacea, Nephtheidae. The record is from RefSeq and is a predicted model, not a curated record. Bases 15 to 2729 code for a protein of 904 amino acids. The transcript has 4 exons. Gene Ontology annotation, molecular function: zinc ion binding. Gene Ontology annotation, cellular component: nucleus.